Vitrella brassicaformis is the source of this 676-nucleotide messenger RNA. The record is from the annotation of a GenBank genome assembly. NCBI's taxonomy places the organism in Eukaryota, Vitrellaceae.
CUCCCCUCCCCCGUGUGUGCGUGUCGGUCCGUCUAGGGAUGGAUGGGGUGGGAUGGGGUCGGUCACGAGUGAGUGAGUCGGUCACUUGCGUUUGAGUUCUGUGACGACGUUGUCGUAAGCGAGUUCUGAGACGUCGUUGGCCUGGAUCUCCUUGGCGAGUCCCUCGAGCUUCUUCUUGAGGAUGUCCUUGGACGACGCGUACACCAUCUUGGGCUUCACCUUGGCCGUGUCCGGCGCCCAGAAGAAAAACACCAACUUGGACUGGGGCCGCCCGUCGUCAGUGUCGUACGGCACGUCUGAACAAACCCAACGCCCACAACACACAGACAGACAGCAAACCAAGUCAUGACAGCGACGCACACAUUUCUCUCUCAUAAGCCCACAUGCAUCUCUGCCCCUGCACUGCCUGUGUGUGCGUGUGUGUGCCCCGUCCCGCCCCGCCUGGAGUGCGUGCCGUGGUUACCGACGACAGCGUAUCGUGGUUCCUCCUCCGGUAGCUCCUUGAGGAAGUCAUCGUAGGUCUUGGACUUGUCGGCCUGCUUCUCGAUCUCGAUGGUCUUGUUGUCCUUGAUGCUGUAGAUGAUGUACCGGUGGUUGUGCUUGAGCUUCAUGUUGUUGUACGUCGUCACACAGUCGUCCACCGUCUGCACGCCCAACAUGGCUGGCUGCUGAUCAG